This is a messenger RNA of Penicillium soppii, 834 nucleotides long. Its product is annotated as proteasome regulatory particle base subunit RPN10. Gene Ontology annotation, cellular component: cytosol; nucleus; proteasome regulatory particle, base subcomplex. Gene Ontology annotation, biological process: proteasome-mediated ubiquitin-dependent protein catabolic process. The coding region runs from base 1 to 834 and encodes 277 amino acids. Lineage: Eukaryota; Fungi; Ascomycota; Eurotiomycetes; Eurotiales; Aspergillaceae. The transcript has 4 exons. The record is from RefSeq and is a predicted model, not a curated record. Gene Ontology annotation, molecular function: polyubiquitin modification-dependent protein binding.
AUGACGCUGGAAGCUACUAUGAUCAUUGUCGACAACAGCGAAAGCAGUCGCAAUGGAGACUACACAUCGACUCGGUGGCAAUCUCAAGUCGAUGCUGUUAGCAUCAUCCACAGUGCAAAGAUGCGUGUAAACCCUCAGUCAGCUGUCGGUCUUAUGAGCAUGGGCGGCAAGGGUCCCGAGGUGCUGUCGACUUUCACACCUGAGUUUGGUGCAAUCUUGGCCGGACUACACGCAACAAAAAUCCACGGCACAUCUCAUCUUAGCUCGAGCAUCCAGGUUGCAGCCUUGGCCUUGAAGCACCGUAUGGAGAAGUCGCAGCGUCAACGCAUCAUCGUAUUCUCCUGCUCGCCCAUCGAAGAAGACGAAAAGACCCUCGUGAAGCUGGCCAAGAAGAUGAAGAAGACCAAUGUCUCGAUUGAUGUGGUAGCUUUCGGAGACUUGGAAUCCGACCAGACCAAGAAGCUUGAGGCUUUCGUUGAAAAUGUCAAGAGUGGAGAUGGUUCCCACCUCGCCAUCAUUCCACCGGGCCCCCAUCUUCUCAGUGACCAGCUGCAGAUGACCCCCAUUCUGGCUGGCGAAGAUGCCGAAGUCGGUGGUGGAGGUGGCGAGGGCGAGGCUGGUGGAUUCGGAUUCGAAGAUGCUGCCGAGAACGACCCCGAGUUGGCAUUCGCCCUACGUUUAUCGAUGGAGGACGAGAAGAAUCGACAGGAGAAAGAAAAGCGUGACCAGGAAGAAGCAGAGCGCAAGACGCAACUCGGCGAUAUUCCCGAGGAGAACCAUGGCGAGUCCAGCAGCAAGGAUAAGAAGGACGAGGACAAGAUGGACACCGCGUAA